Molecule: messenger RNA, 1646 nt
Organism: Ostrea edulis (European flat oyster)
Lineage: Eukaryota; Metazoa; Mollusca; Bivalvia; Ostreida; Ostreidae
Exons: 2
Coding region: 89-661 (190 amino acids)
Source: RefSeq, a predicted model, not a curated record
ACUUGAGAUAUAUAAAGUUGUAAUUCUGCAGAAUAUCAAACUCAUAUUGGGUGACUACACGCUUGCGGGGCUUCUGAACCGUUAGAAGAUGAUUUCAUUGGGUCCGAUCUUAAUCUUCCUUCCUUUGUUCGUCUUUGGAAGUGCAUUAUUGGAAUCUUGCAUUAAGGAGGAAGAUUUGGAAACCACAUUCAAAGAAUUUAACAACUUAACGAUGAGGGAAACACGAGAGGAUAUUCCGAUCUUCAGCCAUUCCGUCGAACAACCUUCGGAACCACCCGGAUCGAAAUGUCAUCCUCGGAGUAAACUUCUUCGGAAAAAUUAUUUCAAAUAUUUAAGAGAUCUGUCCAGCUGCCCGUGGAACUAUUGGUAUUCCUUUGACGAUUCUCGUUAUCCGAAAUAUAUUUUAAACGCCACCUUAAAACAUUGUGGCAAGAAUAAGAACGAUAAAAACUCAACGCCAUUUUGUUUGUCUCUUCGAAGAAAGAAAGGAAACAAAAAGAGAUCGAACAAAAAGACCAAGAUAAGACUGAACAAGUCGGGAGAGUGUCGAUCAUUUACGUUCAAUUAUACAGCUUUCUACCGUGAAAGCGUCACAGGAUGUUAUUACCCCAAACAAAAGGCAACUGUCUUGGGCUUUACUUGUAUUCUACGGCAAAUGUAAACUUUUAAAGCUUGUUAAACAUCUGUCGUGGUGUAUGUGAUUCAGCGACAGCUGAGGAACGCGCAGGCAUUGACUGUUCAGUCCAAAGCACAUGGAAUGAAUUGUUUCUUUCGAAGAAUGUUCAUAUUGGUGUUGAUAUUUUUUAUUGCAUCUGUUAUCACUUGAGUUUCAUCCGAUAAUUUAAAACUUAUGAUCACUUGAAUUAAAAUUGCAUUACGAAAUACAGCGGAUUUUUUUUUUUGAAAUUGUUAAAUUCUUUUGAGGAACUAAGCGGAAACAUCUUGCUGCACUCAUAAUUUGGUAAGAAAAUACGAUUCUUUGUUGACCUGCAGUUUUGACAGUAUCAGUUUGGUACAUGCAUACCAUUCUGGCUUUCGUUAAUGCUCUCUCUUUCUCUCUCUCCGUUCAUAAGAGAACCAUGUUUGUUAGCAUAGUAGCGAGGUGAAAAUCUAACAUGGCAAUGACAUAAAUCUCGAGAGGAGUCGGAGGGAGCCAAACUUUCUUUACAUUUGUGAUGAUAGCUUGAUAAGGGGAAUGGAAAUGAUUGCUUCAUUGCAAUAGUUUAAAAUAUGAUUUAUUAGAAUCUUGGAAAUGCUGAAGAGAGAUUUGUACCAAGUUCGAUAGAAAUCGUCUUGGAAACUACAGAAAAGGUGUUAUAGACUCUAAAGGGCACAGUACACUGCACACUAGUUUAUCAAUGUUUAUACUGUCAGGAUGUACGCAGAUUUGCCGAUCAUCCAUAUAGGACAUUAAUGGAAAUAAAAAACCCUCAGAGUAAGUAAGUCUCGUAGGAAGAUAAAAAAUUCCAUAGGAAAAAAACCGUUUAUUGAAUUGUAUAAAAUUUCAUGAGGACGUUUGUAGUUCCAGUAGAUAAAGAAAUGAUUUUUUUUAUAUGUGUUAUUUACUUUCCAACAUGAUUCUGGAACGAUUUGCAAACAUGUUUAUUUCAUUUGACAACAACUCAAAUUGACUUCACAGCGCACCU